GAUCAGCAGGGGGGAUCAGAGUAAUUUGCAAAGGGCUCUUCACACGCCGCCCUGGCCAACCACAUGCCCAUCGAAUUUGUUUGUAAAAUCAAGUUUGCUGAGGGCGACGAAGCCAAGACAGACGGAGGCGGAGCCGGCAUGCUAGAUGAAGGCCUACGGCGGCGAAAAGGAGGCAUGGCUGACCUGUCGUCCUUUGCUAGCUCCUCUUCGCUACACGGUCUGGCUCGGGCAUUGGGGACGUCAGGACGCUUGGGCUUAAGACAGACACUCUGGGGACUGGCACUGUUGGUCUCACUCUGCCUCUUCCUGUACCAGGCGACAUGGAGCGCGGCAGCUUAUCUGGAGCAUCCCCACCUCGCAUCACUGAGGGAAGAAACCCACCGUGAGCUCACCUUCCCGGCCAUCACACUCUGUAACGUCAACCGAUUCCGCUUCUCUGCCCUCACAGAUGCGGAUAUCUACCACUUGACUAACCUCACCGGCCUGCCGCCCAAGAGCCGUAGAGGACACCGGCCAAGUGAGCUCCAGUACCCACCCCCAGACAUGCUAGACAUUUUCCAGCGCACUGGCCACCAGUUGGAAGACAUGCUGAAGAGCUGCAAUUUCAGUGGGCAGAACUGCUCAAGCGAAGACUUCAGUGUGGUUUAUACACGGUAUGGGAAAUGUUACACGUUUAAUGGAAACAAGACAUCACCCAAGCGGGUGAGGCAAGGCGGCACUGGAAACGGCCUGGAGCUGAUGCUGGAUAUUCAACAGGACGAGUAUCUGCCCAUCUGGAGAGAAACCAAUGAGACGACGCUGGAGGCAGGUAUUCGGGUUCAGAUUCAUAGUCAGAACGAACCCCCUUACAUCCACCAGCUGGGCUUUGGGGUCUCUCCAGGAUUCCAGACAUUUGUUUCCUGUCAGGAACAGAGGCUAACGUACCUGCCACAGCCGUGGGGGAACUGCCGGGCUUCAUCUGAGCCUGUGAUCCCAGGAUACGACACCUACAGCGUCAGUGCUUGCAGACUGCACUGUGAGAGCACGCAGGUGCAGAGAGAGUGCAACUGCAGGAUGGUGCAUAUGCCAGGUGAUGCUGUUAUCUGCACACCGAGUAAAUUCAAGUGUGUUGACAAGGCGUUAGCUUUACUCCAGAAGAGCACGGGUGACUCAUGUCCCUGUGAGACACCCUGUAAUUUGACUCGGUAUGGAAAAGAGCUCUCUAUGGUUAAAAUCCCCAGCAGGGGCUCCGCUCGCUACCUUUCUCGCAAAUACCGGAAAUCAGAGGAGUACAUUAGAGACAACUUUCUCAUCUUGGAUAUUUUCUUUGAGGCCCUUAACUAUGAGACAAUAGAACAGAAGAAAGCAUACGACAUUGCUGGUCUGUUAGGAGACAUUGGUGGACAAAUGGGGCUCUUCAUUGGAGCCAGUAUUCUUACUAUCCUGGAAAUACUUGACUAUUUAUAUGAGGUGGCCAAACACAAAAUCAAGCAACUCCUGAAACCAAAGAAGAGUCAGAAACAACAGAACCAACAGAACUUAAUUCAAGAGCAGAUCCAGAGAACAAAGAACCUGCGAGCUCAGCUGGCUGCCGGAACUAUAGCUACAGUCAGAUUUGAAGAAGUCAAAGUCAAGGCAGCUAAUGACCUGGCUCAACCGCACAGUGCACAUCCAACUUCAAUGUUACCAAAUCAUCACAACGCACAACCGGUCGUACAGCAGGACUUUGCUUUUUAAGGGACGCCUCUUCUUCUCCCUAUUUAUUUUUUCAUAUCACUGAACUUAAAAUUGGGAUCCUGAAUUGACCCUGAACUGAAUUAUACAUUUCUGGUUUUUUUUUUUUUUUCACUUAUAAAAGCUACAGCCAAAGCCUAAUCCGGGACCUCAUCAUGUGAAAUCGGCUCAAACCAGUCACACCGCUCACACUCUUUCAAAGCAUUAUCAGAUGAAGAAACCACAUGUGCUUUUGUUGAUUUGUGUUUUUUCCCCCUUCUGGAUGGACCUAUCAUGGGCCUAAAAGAAGAAAGAUUGUGAAAAUAUUGCAUUCACACAUAAAUAUCCUAUUUGACUGGACAAACAGGAACGUAAGGAAAGUUAUAAGGGAAACAGAGAGUUGAAGCAAACAUGCACCUUUUGCUAAGUGCAGAACAAGAUUUCUGCGUGGUUCUUCUUGCGGUAAUGUACAGUGCUUGUGCCAUUUCAUCUUUUCACAUUUCUUAAUAACAUAAUGAGACUUCUCAGUAGGAGAAAAGCUAAAAUACACCACUCAUUUUUCUGUGAGUAGGUGUUAUGCUCUUUUUCAGUCUUAUGUAACUUUUCCAUUGUGCUAGAAACAGUCUAGGUUUGAAACAUGGAAAACACCACUAGAACACACUGUUUGCUGAGAUCAUCUCUAGUAAAAAUAAAUAAAUAAAUACAUAACUGUAAACACUAUUAAAUAAUAUCCUUUGUAUGAAAA
This is a messenger RNA of Rhinichthys klamathensis goyatoka, 2437 nucleotides long. RefSeq names its product acid-sensing (proton-gated) ion channel family member 4b (gene asic4b). The transcript is spliced from 10 exons. Gene Ontology annotation, cellular component: membrane. Gene Ontology annotation, biological process: sodium ion transmembrane transport. Gene Ontology annotation, molecular function: ligand-gated sodium channel activity. NCBI's taxonomy places the organism in Eukaryota, Metazoa, Chordata, Actinopteri, Cypriniformes, Leuciscidae. The record is from RefSeq and is a predicted model, not a curated record. Bases 64 to 1716 code for a protein of 550 amino acids.